Physeter macrocephalus (sperm whale) is the source of this 207-nucleotide messenger RNA. RefSeq names its product ATP synthase subunit e, mitochondrial-like. Gene Ontology annotation, biological process: proton motive force-driven ATP synthesis. The transcript is spliced from 2 exons. Bases 1 to 207 code for a protein of 68 amino acids. NCBI's taxonomy places the organism in Eukaryota, Metazoa, Chordata, Mammalia, Artiodactyla, Physeteridae. Gene Ontology annotation, molecular function: proton transmembrane transporter activity. The record is from RefSeq and is a predicted model, not a curated record.
AUGGUACCACCGGUGCAGGUCUCUGCGCUCAUCAAGCUUGGCCGCUACUCCGCCCUGCUCCUCAGUGUGGCCUACAGAGAGAGCCAAGCGCUGCAAUUACCUGAAACCCAGGCAGAAGAGGAGAGGAAGAUAGCAGCUGAGGAGGAAAAGAAGCAGGAUGAGCUGAAACGCAUUGAGAUAACCGAUGAAGAAAGCAUUCUAAAAUAA